UCGAGGCAAAGUGCCUGAGGGUUUUUGUCGAAUUCCACCCUCCCGUUUCGCUCCCGUCCUCCUGUUCAGCAGCAAUUGGUCGAUUUUUUUCUCCCUUUCCCCCCCGUCAGUCCACAGGAUGAAAUGAGGUGAAGGAAGGAAGGAGAGAGAGAAGUAGAGGGGGAUGAAUAGCCGAAGGGAUGGGUGAAUAACGACGCAAGAAACACCCACCCCCAGUUUUAGUCUGGACUGACUGACGGAAUAGUUGACUGAGAGAGGCUGAAACAAACCAGGGAGACAGACAUACACUCUGGGGAUUGAGAGGAUCCGUGGGAAAUAGGAGCGUUUAGGAUUUGAUGACUUGUGCAGAAGGAGCAUCACAGUUGUAAGGAUGCUGAUUGUAGGACUCCCAAUAAGGACGUGGUGUCCUCUGCUCUUCCUGGUGUUGGCUGUACAUUUCCCAGCCCCUGCCCAGGGUCAAGUUCCAGCUCCCAGAAGAUUACGUUUUAAAGUGCUGGGUACGAGCAAAUUACAUGUAUCCUGGAAAGAGCCGAAAGGGAAUGUCGACGGCUAUAGAGUUUUAUACCAGAGUGAACCAGGCGAAGAGUACAAGGAGCUGCGCGUUUCCAAGGGGGACCAUAAAGUGGUGAUCCAGGACUUUGAUGCCAUGAAGGAGUACCACGUCAGGGUUCUAGCUGUGAGAGGGAACCAGCAGAGCAGAGCACUACAAGGGAAGUAUGCCGCUGAAGACCUGGAGGGAGAGGGGGUGAGCACAUUGCCUCUGAGACUUGAUGACACCGGAGGGACUGAGGAGAUCAACGAGAUAUCUGGAGCGGAUCCUUUUGUCUGUACGACUCAGGCCAUAGCUGACAUAGUGAUCCUGGUGGAUGGAUCCUGGAGCAUCGGGAGGCUCAACUUCCGCUUGGUCCGCAUGUUCCUGGAGAACCUGGUCAGCGCUUUCAGCGUCGGGAUCGACCAGACCAGGAUAGGUCUGGCCCAGUACAGUGGGGACCCCAGGAUAGAGUGGCAUCUGAAUGCCUUCACCACUAAAGAUGCAGUCCUGGAUGCUGUGAAGAACCUGCCCUAUAAGGGAGGCAACACACUGACAGGCCUGGCCCUGACCUAUAUCCUGGAGAACAGCUUCAAGCCCGAGUCAGGCUCCAGGAGCGGGGUACCCAAAGUCGGUAUCCUAAUCACAGAUGGGAAGUCCCAGGAUGACGUGAUCCCCCCUGCCCAGAGCCUGAGGGACGCUGGCAUCGAACUCUUCGCCAUUGGUGUAAAGAAUGCUGAUGAGAAUGAGCUGAGGGCCAUAGCUUCUGAGCCUGACAACACUCAUGUGUACAACGUGGCAGACUUCAGCGUCAUGAGCUCUAUCAUAGAGGGACUGACCCAGAUAGUCUGUGAACGGGUAGAGGAGCAGGACAAGGAGAUCAAAGGAGAGUCUACAGGUCAGGAGACACAGGGAGCCCCUCAGGACCUAGUGACAUCAGAGGUGACAGCCAGGAGUUUCAGGGUGUCCUGGAGUCACGCUCCCGGCAGUGUAGAGAAGUACCGUGUGGUGUUCUACCCUGCUACCCAGGGAGGACGGCCUGAAGAGGCUGUGGUGGACGGCACAGAGAACUCUGUGGUUCUGCGGUAUCUCAACUCCUUAACAGAGUACCAGUUAGCUGUGUUUGCUGUCUACACCAGCUCAGCUAGCGAGGCACUUCGUGGCAGCGAGACCACAUUGGCUCUCCCCAUGGUGAACGGCCUGGAGCUGUACGACGUUACCCACAACACCAUGCGGGCGCGGUGGAGCGGUGUGCAGGGCAUCUCGGGGUACAUGGUCCUAUACGCCCCCCUGACUAACGACCAGGCCUCCGACGAGAAAGAGAUGAAGGUGUCAGACGCCGUAACUGAUCUACAGCUGGAGGACUUGACUCCUGCCACUGAGUACACGGUGACAGUCUACGCCAUGUAUGGAGAAGAAGCUAGCGAUCCUAUGAGUAGCCAGCAGACCACCUUGCCACUGAGCCCUCCCAAGAACCUUGUGUUCUCUGAGGUGGACCACAACUCAGCCAAACUGUCGUGGGAAGCUGCCUCUAGGAAGGUGACAGGAUACCGCAUCAUGUACGUCAAGACUGACGGGCUAAAGACUGAUGAGGUGGAUGUGGGUCCAGUCACGUCCUGGACUCUGAAUGACCUGAAAUCUGCAACGGAGUAUGAGGUAGCCAUAUUUGGGAUCUACGACGAGGGCCAAUCAGAAGCUCUCUCUGGCAGCUUCACCACCGACCCUGUGCCAGAACCUCUUGACCUCCAGGCCAGUGAGGUCACCGCAGAGAGCUUCCGGGUCAGCUGGGGUCACUCUGCUCCGGGUAUCGUCCUCUACAAACUGACCUGGGCUCCUUAUGAUGGAGGGGACACUAAGGAGAUGGCUAUAAGUGGUGAUGUGGACUCCUUCCUCCUCAGUGGACUGAGCCCUAACACAGAGUACGAAGUGAUGCUCCAAGCCGUCUUCAAAGACCAAUCAGAGAGUGAUGCGGUGUUUGUGGUGGAGACGACACUUGCCAGGACAACAACGGUUGCCACUACAACGCCAGUGGUGCGUCAUGCGGUGAGAGGCCUGCAGGUCCAGGAGGAGACCACCUACAGCCUGGAGGUGUCAUGGCAGCUGGAGGAUCCUAAGGUGGACCAGUACAGAGUCACCUACGUCAGCCUCACAGGAGACCGCAACGAGGAGUCAGUCCUGGUGCCUGGGCAGCAGACCACAGUCCUUCUCCAGCCUCUGCUGUCUGACACAGAGCACAAGGUCACGGUCACCCCAGUCUACACAGAUGGACAGGACGGCAUCAGUGUUUCUUCUGUGGGCAGAACAUUGCCCCUCUCGGCGCCUAGCAACCUGAGGGUGUCUGAGGAGUGGUUCAGUCGCUUCCGCAUCACCUGGGACACGCCUCCUUCUCCCACCUUGGGCUUCAGGGUAGUCUACCAACCCACCUCUGUGCCGGGGUCAGCUCUGGAGACCUUUGUGGGAGACGACGUCAACACCAUGCUGAUCCUGAACCUGCAAAGUGACACUGAGUACACUGUGAAGGUCAUCUCUUCCUACACCACGGGAUCCAGCCAGCCUCUCCAGGGCACCGCCAAGACAUUGUACCUGGGCGUGACCAACCUGAACACCUACCAGGUGAUGAUGUCCAGUAUGUGUGUCCAGUGGCAGCCCCAUCGUCAGGCUGACCUCUACAGGGUGGUCAUCGAGUCUCUGCUCAAUGGCCAGAAACAGGAAGUGAGUGUUGGAGGCUCUGCGUCUAGACAGUGUUUCUAUGAUCUGACCCCUAACAGCCAGUAUAAGAUCAGCGUUUCCACCCAGCUACAGGACAUGGAGGGGCCCGCCGUCACCACCAUCACUACUACACUCCCCGCCCCCACCCAGCCCCCGACACCACCCCCCACGUCACCCCUCCUACCGACCAUACCGCCCGCCAAGGAAGUCUGUAAGGCAGCCAAAGCUGACCUGGUCUUCUUGGUGGACGGGUCUUGGAGCAUCGGAGACGACAACUUCCAGAAGAUUAUCCGUUUCCUGUACAGUACGAUGGGAUCUCUGGAUCUGAUUGGUCCUGACGGCACACAGCCACUGAUGUUUGAGAAAGCAACAUGUCCUAUGAGGGGCUGGUCUAGUCCAGUACACACAGGUCAGAGUGAGGUUAGGGUCACAGGUCAGGGCCAGGCCAUUAAGCAUGUGAAGGAAUCUAUCUUCACCUCAGAGGGAGGAGUGAGGAGGGGGGUUCCUAAGGUACUGGUGGUCCUCACCGAUGGCCGUUCCCAAGACGACGUCAACAAGGUCUCCAAGGAGAUGCAGAUGGAAGGCUACAUCAUCUUUUCCAUCGGCUUUGCUGAUGCGGACUACGGAGAGUUGGUGAACAUCGGCAGCAAACCCAGCGACAGACACGUCUUCUUUGUGGACGAUUUGGACGCUGUCAAGAAAAUUGAGGAGCAGCUGAUCACUUUUGUGUGUGAGGCUGCCACUGCCACUUGUCCAUCGGUUCUGAUGAGUGGCAACACCAUGGCAGGCUUCAGGAUGAUGGACAUGUUUGGCCUGGUAGAGAAGGAGUACAGUAACGUAGAGGGAGUGUCCCUGGAACCAGGCUCCUUCAACAGCUUCCCCUGCUACAGACUGCACAAAGACGCCCUGGUCUCACAGCCCACCAAGUACCUCCACCCAGAAGGUUUGCCCUCUGACUACACCAUCACCUUCCUGUUCCGCCUGCUACCAGACACCCCCCAGGAGCCCUUUGCAUUGUGGGAGAUCCUCAACAAAGACAAUGAACCUUUGGUUGGGGUCAUCCUGGACAAUGGUGGGAAGACUCUGACGUUCUUCAACUACGACUACAAGGGAGACUUCCAGACAGUCACUUUUGAUGAGCCUGACAUCAAGAAGAUGUUCUAUGGCAGUUUCCACAAGCUCCACAUGGCGAUCAGUAAGACCACAGCCAGGGUGGUGGUUGACUGUAAGGUAGUGGGAGGAAAACCCAUCAACGCAGCUGGCAACAUCAGUAUAGACGGGGUGGAGGUACUGGGACGCAUGGUACGAUCCAGAGGGAAGAGAGACAACUCAGCUCCGUUCCAGAUCCAGAUGUUUGACAUUAUCUGCAGCACGUCCUGGGCCAGUCGAGACAAGUGCUGUGAGCUCCCUGGACUGAGGCUGGAGGAGGACUGUCCUGCCAUGCCCCAUUCCUGUAGCUGUUCUCAGGACAGUAAAGGACCUCCCGGACCCACAGGACCUCCCGGAGGUGCUGGUAUCAGAGGGGCCAGGGGAGAUCGAGGGGAGCCAGGCAAUGUGGGGCCUCAAGGACUAGUUGGUGAUAAAGGUCCUCCUGGACCACAGGGCCCCCCUGGUCCUCAAGGGCCUAGUGGACAUUCCAUCCAGGGACCACCGGGUGGUGAUGGUGAAAAGGGAGAAAAGGGAGAUGUUGGUUUACCAGGACCUCAGGGUGUUGGUGGAUCUCCUGGCGGAUCAGGAAGAGAUGGACCAGUUGGACAGAGGGGCGUGCCUGGGAAGGAUGGACCACAAGGACAGCAGGGUACGACAGGGCCCGUCGGCAGUCCUGGAGCCCCCGGGGCCCCUGGUGGAAGUGGCUCUCCUGGACCGCUGGGAGACCAGGGACCACCUGGCCCUGCUGGUACCAAAGGAGACAAGGGUGAACGGGGAGACCUGCAGUCUCAAGCUACCGUCAGGGCCUUAGCACGCCAAGUGUGUGAGCAACUGAUUCAGAGUCACCUGUCUCGCUACAGCUCCAUCCUGAACCAGAUCCCCAGCCAGUCAGUGUCUGUGAGGACGGUACCGGGACCUCCAGGAGAGCCCGGUCGCAGGGGUCUGCCAGGGCCACAGGGAGAGGGGGGGCCCACAGGCAGACCAGGGUUCCCUGGGACCAACGGACAGGAUGGACGGCCGGGGGAGAGAGGUCUCCCAGGAGAGAAGGGGGAGAGGGGGAGUCAAGGUGUGGGGACACAGGGCCCCAGAGGUCCCCCAGGACCACCAGGUCUUCUAGGAGAGGGGCGUACAGGCAGCCAAGGCCCCGCCGGUAGACCAGGCAGCCAGGGUACCCCAGGGCGACCAGGCACCCCUGGAUCCACGGGCCCUGCUGGUGCUGCUGGCUACUGCGACCAGAACUCCUGUUUGGGCUACAACGUUGGAGGAGGACAGGAACAGGAAUAUGAGAAUGACUACUGAGCAACAUUCUCUUAGUUCCAGACCCCCCCUCCUCUCCUCCCACCCUCUCCUCUCCUCCCUCCCACCCUCUCCUCUCCUCUCCUACCUCCC
This is a messenger RNA of Oncorhynchus kisutch (coho salmon), 5776 nucleotides long. RefSeq names its product collagen alpha-1(XIV) chain. Gene Ontology annotation, cellular component: interstitial matrix. Lineage: Eukaryota; Metazoa; Chordata; Actinopteri; Salmoniformes; Salmonidae. Gene Ontology annotation, molecular function: protein binding. The record is from RefSeq and is a predicted model, not a curated record.